This is a messenger RNA of Nicotiana attenuata, 1308 nucleotides long. RefSeq lists its product as uncharacterized. Lineage: Eukaryota; Viridiplantae; Streptophyta; Magnoliopsida; Solanales; Solanaceae. The record is from RefSeq and is a predicted model, not a curated record. Bases 1 to 1308 code for a protein of 435 amino acids. The transcript has a single exon.
AUGAAAUUGCCAUGGUUGGUAGGAGGGGAUUUCAAUGUGAUAUUACAUGAAGAUGAGAAAAUAAGAGGACUACCAGUACACCCGCCUAAAUAUGAGGAUUUUGUAUUUUGUGUAAAUUCUUGUGGUUUGUUCGAGCAAGGAUUCGAAAGAAGUCCAUUUAUAUGGUGGAAUGGGAGAUCCAAUGCUGCGUGUAUAUUCAAAAGAUUGGAUAGGAUAUUUGUGAAUUUUCCAUUUGAAAACAUGUUGCCAGCUAUUGAAGUUGAACAUCUAAUCAGAACUGGAUCAGAUCAUGCACCAUUGGUAAUGUCAUGUGGGGAGCAGACCACCAAUUUUGUCAAGCCUUUCAGGUUCUUGAACUUUUGGACUAAACAUACUGCAUUUAUGGAUGUGGUGAGGCAGAAUUGGGAAGUUGAUUUCAUAAGGGAUCCGUUUUUUAUGUUCAAGCAGAAGCUCAGGAGGGUGAAGGAAGCACUGUCAAAAUGGAGUAGGGAAACAUUUGGUGAUAUCUUCAAGCAAUUGGCUAUUUUGGAUGACAUUAUUAGGGUAAAAGAGAUGUUGUUUGAAGAAGAGCCUUCAAUUGAAAACAGGAUUCUGCUUCAAAAGGCACAAUCUGAAUUGAAGAAAUACUUGAGUAUUGAGGAGCAGUAUUGGAAGCAAAAAGCUGGGAUGACUUGGUUUGCUGAAGGAGAUAGGAAUACAUGUUUCUUUCACAAUCAUGUCAAUGGCAAAAGAAAGAAAUUACAACUAAAGAGGAUCGAAAUUGGAAGUGGGGUAUGGAUUGAAGACCAGGAGCAAUUGGCUACAGCUGCAGUGGACUUUUAUCAAGAACAUGUCACAAAUGAAGGUGAUCCAUCUGACUUUUCCUUGCUCAAUAAUGUACCUUCGAUUGUCAUUAUGGAACAAAAUUUGGAACUUAGUAGAUUGCUAACAAUUGAAGAGGUAAGGAUAGCAGUUUUUGAGCUUAGUGGGGAGAGUGCUAGUGGUAUAGAUGGAUUCACUGGCCUAUUUUAUCAAACAUGCUGGGAUGUUAUUGGUGCUGAUAUAUACAACAUGGUGCUUCACUUCUAUGGAGGAGCUGCACUGCCUAAAUCCAUCACUCACACCAAUCUACUGUUGGUGCCUAAGAAACCUAGAGUUGAGACCUUUUCUGACUUAAGACGUAUUAGCUUGAGCAACUUCAUUAACAAGGUAUUGUCUAGAGUGUUACAUGAUAGAUUGGAAAUUUUUUUGCCUUCUCUAAUAUCUCCUAAUCAGUCAGGAUUUAUGAAGGGUAGGAGUAUAUUUGAGAACAUCUUAUUGACUCAAUAA